AUGCCUCGGGACGAGCAGCUCCCGUGGGACCAUGUCCCAGCGCAGCUCUCCCCACAGGAGGCUACCGAGCUGAUCUUGCAGCACAUUGAGAAAGGCCAAGUGUUCGCCAAGAACAUUGUUUCCAAAGCAGAUAAGGAAGAUUUGAGGAAGUCUGAGAAGAAGGCGGUGAAGCAGUUCGACAAGAUGUCGAAUCUUCCAAAACGAAGAAGCGCCCCUGACCUUCAUGCAGUCCCUUCUCAAGCGCGGCAUUCAGGAGGGGUGAUGUCGAUGUCCAAUUCGUCAUCUUCCUUUCAGAGGGUGAACUUCCAGCGUGGCUUCGGGGUUUCCAAGCGACCGCCCAUUUAUGCGGGUAUUGACAACGACCUCAGCCCGGGAGAGUACGACACGCAUCUCGUGGGAGCAAUGGUGUGGGAGAAGGAAGUGGGUCUCUCGCAUCCAGCCCAAAAGCAGCUAGCAUCUCACAAGUCGCCUCCGCUGGUUACCUUCACGCGACAGAAGGGCAUAGGUCUCGCACAGGCGAGGAUCACUGGUGCACCUGGUCCUGGCCAUUACAAGCAGCCUGAUUACUGGGAUGCCACCUGGCAGCAUCACCCGCCAUCCGGCACGAGCUUUGCAAGGAACCCACCCGAGCCUGGUGACUCACGGUUUGGUGGUCUGGCCAAGGGAAUCCUCAAGAACUGA
This is a messenger RNA of Symbiodinium pilosum, 681 nucleotides long. The record is from the annotation of a GenBank genome assembly. Lineage: Eukaryota; Dinophyceae; Suessiales; Symbiodiniaceae.